AGAGCUAGGAGGAGGAGGUGGAGGCCGGAGGGAGCCCGCGCUCGGGGCGGCGGCUGGAGGCGGAGAGCCGAGUUCCCGCGAGGUUCAAUGACUUGAACAGGCGCCGGAGCCGCACUGCCUUUCUCGUGGCCUGGGCCGGUGGUGACCGCGGAGCUCUUGGACCUCGGGCGGGCCGGCGAGCCCCUCCGUCUCCCGUGGCCGGGUGAAGAGAAGGCGGAGGAGCGGGCACCGCGGCGGCGCUCGCGCGGCGCCUGCGGGGGGAAGGGCAGUUCCGGGCCGGGCCGCGCCUCAGCAGGGCGGCGGCUCCCCCGGCGCAGACUCAGGGCCCGACCGCGCCGGCGACUGGAGGAAUCCGGCUGUUCGCUCGGGGAUGUCCGCGUGAGCAGCGGGCCUGGGCCAUCGCCCCUCGGCGGCAGCUCCCGGCCAAGGCCGCACGGGCGCCCUCGCGGCAGGGAGGCUUCGUUUCGGUUUCGCGGCGCGGCGGCGUUGUUGGCAGAGGGGACCCGGGACACCUGAAUGCCCCCGGCCUCGGCUCCUCCGACGCGAUGGGGAAGGUGCUAUCCAAAAUCUUCGGGAACAAGGAAAUGCGGAUCCUCAUGCUGGGGCUGGACGCGGCCGGCAAGACCACGAUCCUGUACAAGUUGAAGCUGGGCCAGUCUGUGACCACCAUCCCUACGGUGGGUUUCAACGUGGAGACGGUGACUUACAAAAACGUCAAGUUCAACGUGUGGGAUGUGGGCGGCCAGGACAAGAUCCGGCCGCUCUGGCGGCAUUACUACACCGGGACGCAAGGUCUGAUCUUCGUGGUGGACUGCGCCGACCGCGACCGCAUCGAUGAGGCCCGCCAGGAGCUUCACCGCAUUAUCAAUGACCGGGAGAUGAGGGACGCCAUAAUCCUCAUCUUCGCCAACAAGCAGGACCUGCCCGAUGCCAUGAAACCCCACGAGAUCCAGGAGAAACUGGGCCUGACCCGGAUUCGGGACAGGAACUGGUAUGUGCAGCCCUCUUGUGCCACCUCAGGGGAUGGACUCUAUGAGGGGCUCACAUGGUUAACCUCUAACUACAAAUCCUAAUGAGCAUUUCUCCACCCAACCCCCCGGAAGGAGAGAAAUCAAAAACCCAUUCAUAGGAUUAUCACCACCAUCACCUCUUUCAAUGGCCACUUUCUCUUCUUUUGAAUCUGAACUCUGGAGUUUACUGUUCUACGGUUUAGGGG
Messenger RNA from Elephantulus edwardii (Cape elephant shrew), 1216 nucleotides. It is a transcript of the gene ARF6, whose product is annotated as ADP-ribosylation factor 6. Gene Ontology annotation, biological process: intracellular protein transport; vesicle-mediated transport. Gene Ontology annotation, molecular function: GTP binding; GTPase activity. Gene Ontology annotation, cellular component: cytoplasm. The record is from RefSeq and is a predicted model, not a curated record. Lineage: Eukaryota; Metazoa; Chordata; Mammalia; Macroscelidea; Macroscelididae. The transcript is spliced from 2 exons. The coding region runs from base 546 to 1073 and encodes 175 amino acids.